Molecule: messenger RNA, 1383 nt
Organism: Rotaria socialis
Lineage: Eukaryota; Metazoa; Rotifera; Eurotatoria; Philodinida; Philodinidae
Source: the annotation of a GenBank genome assembly
AUGUCGGUGCGAUCAGAACGUGAAAAAUCUAAAAUGCAAGAAAAAUAUCAAAUGAUACUUUCACAAAUGCUUAAAGAGGACGAUAAUCGAUUUUGCGUGGAUUGUGAUGCUAAAAGUCCCCGAUGGGCGAGUUGGAAUCUUGGCGUUUUUAUUUGUAUUCGUUGUGCUGGUUUUCAUCGAAAUUUAGGCGUACACAUAUCAAAAGUGAAAUCAGUUAAUCUGGACUCAUGGACAGCUGAACAAAUAGCUUCCAUGCAAGUAAUGGGUAAUAAUCGUGGGCGUGCUGUAUAUGAAGCAAAUUUACCUGGUGAAUUUCGACGACCUCAAGUCGAUUCUGCUGUAGAAACAUUUAUUCGUGCUAAAUAUGAACAACGUCGAUGGCUUGCGAAAGAAUGGAUUCCACCAGAGAUAACGGUGCCUAGUAAUCUUAUAGAAUCAGAAUCAAAUCAACGACAAACAGAAACAAAACCUAAUGUGGAACACGUUGAGAAAAAUGUCAGCAGUACAAUUCCAAAGUUGAAACCAAUCACAGCACCAGUAACAUCUACGAAUCCUGUUCGGCAAACAGGUAUUGAUCGUUCAAUACCAACCAUACAGCUACCGACAAUAACAAAUUCUGCUUCUUCGACACCUCCUAUACAGCCAGCUGCUGUGGUAGAAAAUCCUCCGGAUUUAUUAGGCUUAUAUGAACCAGUGUCCUCUGCUUCGACGACGACUACAAACGAUUCCACGAAAAAUUCUUCUAGUAAUGUAAUUGAUCCGCUACAUGAAAUUUUUGCAACAGCGUCGACGAACACAAAUGGAACCAAUCCAACCACCAGUCAAAGUGCCAGUAAUGACUUACACAAUAUUUUUGCAACUUCGAACGAAAAUCCGAACGCAACCAAUACAAGUAAUGUUAUGACUAAAGAUAAAAUUUUGGCAUUAUUCAAUACACCUCAAACAUCAACUGUCUCAGGAAUGAAUAUGCUUUCAUCAACAAUGCAGGGGCCUAACGCUAAUCCAUCUCGUUUUCCUCAUCCGCAAAUUCGCCAACAACAUCUUGUGGGUCAUCAUAAAUCAGCAUCGUUUGGAAGCAAUCUUUAUCAACAAUCAAGUAAUUUCGGUGCUCAUCCUGGAUUUCAAUCGCCACAAAAUCAAGCAUUUUUACUACGACCAGGAAUGAACACAAUGAAUCAUAAUAAUCCUAAUAACAUGAGUACACCUGCUCUUCAAACGCCACCAUCAACAUUCACGCAUGAACAACUCAACACUCAAUUUUCUCAGUUUGUUCCAUUUGCUAACUCUUUGACCAAUACGUCCGUAUCAACAUUGGUAUCUGGUAUGCCAACCCGUCCUGUUACAGAAUACAUGCCUGCAUCAUCAGAUAUUCGUUGGCAAUAA